Toxotes jaculatrix (banded archerfish) is the source of this 2131-nucleotide messenger RNA. RefSeq names its product enoyl CoA hydratase domain containing 3 (gene echdc3). The record is from RefSeq and is a predicted model, not a curated record. Gene Ontology annotation, molecular function: hydro-lyase activity. Bases 22 to 912 code for a protein of 296 amino acids. Lineage: Eukaryota; Metazoa; Chordata; Actinopteri; Toxotidae. Gene Ontology annotation, cellular component: mitochondrion. The transcript is spliced from 6 exons.
GUGAAGCGCUGAGGGGGAAACAUGGCUCGUAGUUUACUGUGCAGAGCUGUCGGUGUUUUUCAGCUCAGCAGGAGAACAGCUCCGCUCGCUGGGACUCGUUUCCUCUCACAUACCGAACCGGAGCCGCUGACAGUGACACAGCAGGACAACGGAAUAAGGAGAAUAAUAUUGAACAAUCCCAGGAAGAGGAAUGCUCUGUCUCUGUCCAUGCUGGAAUCCCUCAGAGAGAACAUCCUAAGUGAUGCAGACAGCGAAGAUCUCAGAGUUAUUAUCAUAUCAGCCAAAGGUCCGGUGUUUUCCUCUGGACACGACCUGAAGGAGCUGACGUCAGCUCAGGGCAGAGAGUAUCACACACAGGUGUUUCACACCUGUGCAGAGGUAAUGACUCUGAUACAAGACAUACCUGUUCCUGUGGUUGCCAUGGUGAACGGUGUUGCCACGGCGGCCGGUUGCCAGCUUGUUGCCAGCUGUGACAUUGCCGUGGCGACUGAGAAGUCCACCUUCGCCACUCCUGGUGUCAACGUGGGUCUGUUCUGCUCGACACCGGCGGUGGCCAUCGGCAGAGCUGUGCCGAGGAAGGUUGCCAUGGAGAUGCUGUUCACCGGAACUCCCAUCUCAGCCCGUGAUGCUCUGCUGCAUGGUCUUAUCAGUAAGGUAGUGCCAGAAGAGCGUCUGGAGGAGGAGACAUUAGCCAUUGCCCAACGUGUAUGUCAGGCUAGUCGACCUGUCGUAGCCCUUGGCAAAGCCACUUUCCAAAGGCAAAUGGCUCAAGGCCGAGAUGCAGCUUAUGCCACUGCCUCCAAGGUGAUGGUCGACAAUCUGGCACUGAGAGACGGACAAGAGGGGAUCCAGGCCUUCAUAGAGAAACGCAAGCCAGUGUGGAGCCAUAAAGCAGAAAAAGCCCAUGAUUGAUGGACGGUUAGAGAUAUCUUUAUCACAGAAGAUCACUGCAGUGAUCGACUUAUUAUCCUGACUGGUGCACAGUCACUGGUGGAAUAAUUAGCACCAGUCCUGAGUCAGUGAUUGGGCUAUACAACUGUUAAAAUGCAGAUGCGUAAUUUGCAGGAUGAUAAGGUUUGAAGUUUGAAUUUGCUGACUUCACCUUCCCUGAGGAUUUCCUCAUUGUUGCUGAAUCUAAAGUCAAGUAUCAGAACCAUUGUGUGCCUUAAAAACUGCAGUGUGGAGAUGAGAAAGAAAUACACAGGAGGACUCAAGAUGAUUGAUGCCAUAAUGGACUCUUAAAGCUGAAGAAUGCUGCUCUAUGUACAGUAUAUUUCUAAUGUUAAAUGCAGUGAAUAGGCUUACAAAUUAUUAGGAGUUACUUUGAAUGUGCAAGGUUCUGGAGGUUAAAGUAUUCAAUAAUUUUAGUAUCUAUUGUGGGAUUUUUUACCCCAUUUGAGUCCAUGAAGAAUUUAAUUUGUUGUACAUCUGCUUGCCUGCCAUGUGUUUCCUCUCCUUAGCAACAGUAGUUGUACAAAAGUGAUGGAAAAAAACCCCCACAUAAUUUAUCAGAAGCAAAAGUUUAUGGGUCUGACUAGGAAUCAUUUGAAUAUUCUCAGACUACUGAGCAUAUUAAACAAACAAGGUUUAGGAAAUUGUAAUGCCAAAGUUCAUUAAUAUUUAAUUUCAUACAAUUUGAGGUUGAUUAACAAAAGGCUAAUAAAUAAUAGAUCAAAAGGUAUUAGAGUAUAAAAUGUAUAGUGUUAAGAAACAUUUCUGAUUCACGUAUGGUAUUUCAUUUUGAAGUUGUAAUCUGGUCACAUGACCAAAGUUCGGUCAGGUAGACGGACUGUGGAAUUGUGGGAUAGAGCCAGCGGAGCCAGAGGAAUCACACACUCAUGUGGUCCGAGAGGCGCACACGGUAAUUGUUAUAAUUAGUUUGUAUUGUGUGAAAUAUUGUUGCCGGACUUUACAUGGACGCAGAGACACAUUUUUUAUUGUUUUAUUUUAUUUAAGCACAUUCUAUCGUGCUAACAUUUAUUCAAUGCACUGUUGGAAAUUACGUUGAUGAAUUGAAAGGAAGUUUAAUUGAUACGUGGUUUAAAAGGUUUUCUUUUCCUGUAGUUUUCACUGUGUCCUCUGAACGAGCAGAGUAAGAGAGAGAGAAAAUAAAGCUUCAGUGGCAUCAGUA